Myripristis murdjan (pinecone soldierfish) is the source of this 1546-nucleotide messenger RNA. RefSeq names its product cytochrome b5 type A (microsomal) (gene cyb5a). Gene Ontology annotation, molecular function: heme binding. The record is from RefSeq and is a predicted model, not a curated record. Bases 210 to 626 code for a protein of 138 amino acids. Gene Ontology annotation, cellular component: membrane; intracellular membrane-bounded organelle. Lineage: Eukaryota; Metazoa; Chordata; Actinopteri; Holocentriformes; Holocentridae. The transcript is spliced from 5 exons.
UCCUGCUGUAUUCUCGCCGGCUUGACGGUGUUGAACUCUCGGAUGAAACUUGGGACUCUGGCUUCACAGAAACUGGGGUAAAUGUCGCUGCAUAUGUGCAAAGUCACCAUCCCGGCGUAAUUGGUGGGAUUAUAUAACGCAGCUCAAGACGUCCGGCGUCACGCAGCCGCUUCGCUUUCGGAUUUUUGCGGGAUUUUUUCGGCAGACAAAUGGGUGAAAACGGAGGCGAGGGUCCUGAUGGAGUCAGAUAUUACAGACUGUCGGAGAUCGAGCAGCAGAACACGUUCAAAUCAACGUGGAUCAUCAUCAACCACAAAGUCUACGAUGUGACCAAGUUCCUGGAGGAGCACCCGGGAGGCGAGGAGGUGCUGAGGGAGCAGGCGGGGGGCGACGCCACCGAGAGCUUCGAGGACGUCGGUCACUCCACGGACGCCCGGCACAUGGCCGGCGACAUGCUGAUCGGAGAGCUGCACCCGGAUGACAGAGACAAGAUCGCCAGACCACCAGAGUCGCUGGUGACCACUGUGCAGGACCAGGCCAGCUGGUGGUCUAACUGGUUGAUCCCGUGCCUGGUGGCGACCAUCAUCACGUUGAUGUACCGCAUGUACACCGCAGAGGACCAGUGACAUCAUCACCUCCACCAUCAUCAUCAUCAUCAUCAUCAUCAUCAGACAUACCACAGUGAAGACAUCAGGAGGCGCUGCCGCCAUCACCCCUCGGACCAAUCAGAACCCCCCCCAGCUUGUGAUUGACAGCUGCACUGGCCAGUGGUUGGACUCCUCGGCGGCCGUCGGCGUAGACCGGCGCUCCUAGAACCGACGCUCCCGUUCACGUCAGCGGGUGUUCAGCGCCUGUGUGUUCAUGAUCCGCUGAAGCUCAGGAAGCGUCCGUUCUAGGAUCACUAGUUCUACGCUGCACCGCUUACGUCACCGAACUACAAUACCCAAGAUUCAUUUCACACUAUAUCCAACCAAUCACGUGGCAUCAUGCUAAUGAAGUCGUUUACCUUGUUGAGCUUAGCUUGCCAUUGUCAGAGAUUUAAAUAUGAAUGGUCUUUAAAAAUGUGUUAUUUAGCUACAUAUGGAAAUAUAUUUUGGAAUAUGCCUGGAUAAUUUUGUAGAAAUGCGAUGAAUGUAUAAUUAUUAUUUUUUUUCGUCUUACCUUGUAUCUUUGUAACUGACUGUAAGCUGUAAAUGGCUUUGGGCCCAACACAGGAAUGCAGCCCAGCAGCAUCGCGGUGUUAUUGCAGAUUUCACAGAUCGUCAGAAAACCCUCAAAAAGCAACGCAGACCUGCACGAUGCAAUGUCAUAUUUCAUGUUUGUGGCUGAACACAGAAGACGCACCGUGGCCCUGAGCCUGCAGAGAAGAUACAGGUCAGACAGAGAUGAUGUUUAGAGACGUGUGUGUUGAAGGUUAGGGGCACAUUGUCUCCACAGAUGAUUUGCUGUGAAGUUGCACAGAAAAAGAGCCUGAAAUCACACUGUUGACUACUACACUUUGUAAUUAAAAGAUGCUGCGACUCUUUCUUAAAGCAGAAACCCAGAC